Molecule: messenger RNA, 1026 nt
Organism: Plasmopara halstedii
Lineage: Eukaryota; Oomycota; Peronosporomycetes; Peronosporales; Peronosporaceae
Exons: 1
Coding region: 1-1026 (341 amino acids)
Source: RefSeq, a predicted model, not a curated record
AUGUUGUCCAUGAUGAAUAGCAACCGGUCUGUCAGCUCCGAUGCUGGCAGCAAAACCAACCUUAGCAGCGGUAGCACCAAUAAAGGAACAUCCGUUGCACACGUAAUCGCGACAUUAGCUUCUAGCGAAAGUACCGACUCACAAGAGUUUGGCCAUGUGACUCUACAUCCCGCAGUCAAACCAUCAAAUAAAGAAUUAACACGACAUCACAAGCAAAUCAGCAGCGCAGCUGACAAAGCUGGAACGGUGCACUCGUCGGUCUCUCGUGUCAGUGCGGCAAAAACAGCGCUAAAGGCUACAAAGAAGCGAUCAACCAAGUCGAAGUGUCCCCCAGGAUUACGUAGUGGCAAGUGGACGGUAGAGGAGGAAACUUUUACGAAUAUGAUCAUUCACUACUUCAAGCGCGGCCUUCUUGACGUGGAGGAUGGCACAUCACUUCGCUGGUAUCUCGCCAAGCGUUUGAACUGCGAAGCGAUGCGCGUAACGAAAAAACUUAAAGGCAACAGCUCCAUUGGCAAACAAAUUUUUCGCUCGAUUGAAAAUACACCUGCUAAUCGUGAGGCAUUUCGACGCGCUCAACAAGAUCUGUGUGUCGUAGAAGCUAAAUUUCUCGAGUCUCUCAGCGGCAGUGGAGUUGGUCCGGCUACGCAACAUCAUCCGCCUUCGUUGUUGCCGUCUUCACUUGCUGUGUCGCUCCGAGGUCGAAAAAUCAUGCCGAGCAUUAAGUAUAGCGAAGGUCAAGUACCUUUAGCUCCAAUGCCGCAGCCCAAAUCUGAAGAUGCGAGACUGCUGAUGCACUUCUUUUGUGAGGCACAUGACACGGGUUCUGAAGAUGAACCAGAAGAUGAACCGCGAAUGGCGGCUGGCAGCCUAGUCGUAGACUUGAGCGGAAAGUUAGGCAAGAAGCGACACCUGUCGUGUGUUUCCAGUGUGGAUAAAUCCGAGAGUGACACGUUACUAGAACAGAUAGAUGGUGUACAAUCAACGAAGCGGCAGGUUGUUGAGACCGUCAAUGGCACUGACUGA